This is a messenger RNA of Drosophila teissieri, 3885 nucleotides long. RefSeq names its product actin cytoskeleton-regulatory complex protein PAN1 (gene PIP82). The transcript is spliced from 3 exons. The record is from RefSeq and is a predicted model, not a curated record. Lineage: Eukaryota; Metazoa; Arthropoda; Insecta; Diptera; Drosophilidae. The coding region runs from base 106 to 3723 and encodes 1205 amino acids.
UUCUGUGUUUCUAUGUCUGUUUCUGUUUCCGUAUCGGUUUCGGUUUUGGUUCUGCUCCCUGAUCUAGUGGCUAGUGGAUAGUGGUUAUAUCGUGGCUUAGGUGCAAUGAGCCACCAGCAGUUCCAACACCACCAUCAUCAGCAUCAUCACAUCCAUCAGGUGCAAUCGGAAUCGCAGUUGGAGCAACGCAGCUCCGAGUUGGAGCCAAAUCGCAGUAGGAACACGGAUCGCAUUGGAUCCUCCAUGGAUUUUCGAAACCUAUGCCAGCGCAUCGAUGUGGACAGUUUGAAAGCCAAAUUGCCCCAACUGAAGUUGCCCAAAUCGCUGCCCAAGCUGCGAGGUCGCAAGAUAUUCCGCAGCUCCAAGAGCGGCUCCACUGCAGCGGGAGGAACAGCAGACAGGGGAUCCUCGAAAGAUGGCCCAGCAGGAGCAGUGCAGCAGUCGCACCUCCAGGUGGCGGGCCAGUCGCAGCAGUUCAUCAACAGAACGCCGCAGCGGAUCUCCACCAUCAGUUCGCUGAUGUACGAGGGUGAACAGGAGGAGAUCCGUGCAAAUCUGGGACGAUCGCAGACGGGAACAUACCGCAGUGCUGGUAGUCUGGAUGACGACUACUAUGCGCCAGGCAGCGGGGAACGCGCCUCGCGACCCAUUAGUCCCAUCAAAAUGCCAGUUGCUGGCGUGGAUGGCAGCUCGUCGCCCAGUGGGAAUGUACGCAGCACGUUGACGCAGCGCCUGCAGAGGGGCUACAAGAGUCUCAGCGAGCUGAGGAUCAAGCACAUCUUUGCGAAGCAAACGACGGUGCGCAGGGACAACAUCGAGGUGGAUCGCUAUGUGGAGCAGUAUGAGCGGGAGUUGAAGUCGGAGAAGCUGGCCAGGGAGCGCAGGGAUCGCGAGAUAGCCGAGAACUAUGACAUCAAGAUCAAGACCUUGGCGGGCACGCGGCAGAACACCUUCGACGACGACGAUGUGGAGCACGAGCAGUUCGAGAGGGGCAAGAUGAGCCACGAGACGGAUGAGAGCGGCAUGGAGGCGACGCCACCAUUACCCAGUCGCCGCAAGCCCGGUAUAGCUGCCACCCGAUUCGCCAAGGUCCGGAAGCCACCACUGGAAAUGGAGGAGCAGCAGCAGCAGCAGGCAGCCGGCGAUGGGGAGGCGGUGGAGGAAUCUCCGCGUGCUAAUCCACCUCCACCACGUCCCAGUAGCUACAAGCAAUUGCUCAGCAAGCUGCCCCAUCUGCCCAGUCUGCCCAAUCUUUCCCAGUUUUCCCGGAGCAAAGAGGAGACCACAAAGACAGGGGAAAAUGCUGACGAGAAUACUGCCAGCAGCAGCAAGCUGAGCAUAAGGCAGAACAUCAAGAGACUUAGGAAGUCCAUCAAACGACCGAGCAAGAUUAGGCCCAAGGCCGCAGCUUCAGACUCCGACGAAGAGGAUCAGGGCGAGGAGGCGGCGGCGGCGGCGGAGGUUCAGAAGGCCAAAGAUGCACCAGCCAGAAGCUCCACUGCAAAUCUGCGCGCUCGUCUCAGUCGCUUCGCGUCCACGGAGCAGCUGCAGCAGCGCUGGCGUAAAAGCUUCAAGGGCGCCAAGGAGCCCAAAGAGCUGGAAACCAAAGCGGAAGGUACUGGUGCUACUGGUGCUGCAGCUGCUGGUGCAGCGGGAGUUCUGGGCGGGCUGCUCGUGGGCAGCCAGCUGGAGAAGACGCUGGCCAAACUGAACGAGAAGGUGCACCAGCUCAAGUUUUUUCAGCGCAACGCCAGCAAUCCAAACGCGACAACGCCCCAGCAGCCGAAACCCAAUACAGUGGGUCACGAACCGGUCGAGAUCGAUGAUGACGAGCUGGAGGCCACCUACCAUCGCAGCGAUAGCCUCGAGGAUGAGGAUGAGAACGGCAACAACGAUGACAGCGGCGAGGAUAUAUCCGCUGAGGAGGCGUUUGGCCAGAUCCAGGAGGAGCAGGAGGAGGACGAGGAGGAUCACAGUCCUCAGGCGAAGCGGGGCCACCCAUCCGUAUCGGGAGUUGCGACCGCCCACGCUGCUCGCCAGAUGGCGAAGCUGGCUGAGAUUCAGGCAGCGUCGAAGAGCGGAGCGGCUGCCUGGAGCAGCGAGUCGCUGGAGGAGAUCGCCGACGAGGACUACCCCAGGGUGCUCAUCCACCAGGACCACUCCGAUGCCUACGAAUCCACGCUGAUCAUAGCGGUGGCAUCCAAGGGCAGCUCCUUGUCCCCGGGCAUCCGAAGUUCCGCACUUAAAAGUUCUCCAGCAGCUGGUGCGAAAACCUCGCCCCAUCCGGAGAUCAGAAUUUCAGCCUCUGGACCCCAACGCUUGUCCUACUCUCCGGGCAAUCCCAGUGCCCCAGAGCCACUGACCAAGAGAUCUCCAACGCCGGAAUUCAAAACUCCUGCUGGGGGCGCCAAAAUCACGCCAUCGGAGGCCAGUGUGUGGUUGCCCAACGAGCACAUCAUCGCCGGCUUCAAGGAGCAGACAUCCUGGCCAGCUCCAGCCUUGUACAAGCCCAAGAGCAUCGACAUAUUCGAGGCGUCGGCCGGAGGAUCAGCGGCCUUUGCCGAUUUCGAUGAGGCCCUGCGAAAUGCACCCGUCUUGAGGAUCAGUGCUGGCAGUAGCAUCGAUACCAGUGGCGAGGAGGCGGACGACAGUAGUUCGCGGGUCACACGGAUACGGGUGCAGAGUCCACAGAUCGGGAACAGCAGGGAGAGCCUGAUGGCGCAGGAGGAGGACGACGAAGAGGCGGACCGAGACUCGGAGGAGGAGCAGGCGCAGAAGGAGGAGGAGGCGGAGGAUGAGGAGAGAGAUGCCUCGGAGCGUCCACCAUCGGAAUCGCCGCCACCGCCGCCACUUCCACAGCGACGUCCGCCUCCGAAACGCCCUGCCACGCCUCCCAUUUACGAUGCAGUGCCGCCGCCGCUGCCCGUCACCAGACCACCGCCGCCUCCGCCGGUCGAAGCCGUUCCAUCGGUGGCGGCACCGCUGCCCUCACCGGUUCCCGUCAGCCGGGGAAUGCCGCAGAGGAGCGCCUCCAUGUCGAGACCGGCCAAGCCGCUGGUCAAGACCAGCUCCCUGCGCCUCACCUACAACGAACAAGUGCGACCCGGCGAUGUGGGCAAGGUCAAUAAGCUGAUAUCCCGCUUCGAGGGCGGCCGACCACGCCUUUGCCCCCGCCGGAUGCACAGCGAGGAGUACGAGCGCAGUGGCCAGGCCGAGGAUGAGGAACCGGAAAUGGAGCAGAUCCUGGAGCUGCAGAUAAGCGAGAGACGAGUCGUCGACUCGGUGACACCCACGAACCGAGCUGUGGUCAUACCCCAAAUAACCGUCAAUAACAACAAUGAGCGGCCAUCGGAUGCAUCCGAUCUCCGGCAGGAGAUCGCCGACAGCAGGCGGAGGAAGAAGUCCGUGGAACUGGCUCUGGAUCGACAGAACUCCAAUUGCAGCAGAUCCGAGUACGGCUCGCCACUAUCCUUCCCCAGCAGCCGGCGCAGCUCCACGCCCACCAACUCGAGUCCCAAUCCCAAUCCGAAUCCGAGUUCGAAUCCCAGCAGCAAUCCCACCAAUCCCAACCAGAAUCCCACGCUAAGCCUGCAGCAUCAGCGACGUAGCCGACGAUCCAUGACCCGCGAUGAUGACAACUUCUAUAGCUUCGAUAGCGACGAAGAGAACAGCUACUACUCCAUAAGUCCCUCGGGCAGCAGUCGCUAUGUGGUGGAGAUCUGAGCGACUAGGAUUACGCAUAGAGCUUAAGGAUCUGCGAACUUUAGUGCUUCUAACACAAAUAUAGACCAAAACGUAUAACUUCAAAUUCUACAUAAUUAUAAUGUUUUUUUUAUAGUUUCAAAAUCGUAGUUGCAGCAAACAAAUUUGAAAUUCGAAAACUAA